AUGGGGGGAGGAGUGGAUGAGGUGGCGAAGGUGGUGGAUUUGGAGGACGGGGAGUGGGCGGAGGAGGCGGCGGAGGGGUCGAGCAGGGAGACGCGGAUGCUGCCAAGGAUGCCGGUGCGUGUGCUGCUCGCCGAGGGCGACGACUCCACGCGCCACGUCAUCUCCGCGCUGCUCCGCAAGUGCGGCUACCAAGUUGCUGCAGCCUCUGACGGUGUGAAGGCGUGGGACAUAUUAAAGGAGAAAUCUUUCAACAUAGACCUUGUUUUAACUGAAGUUGAUCUGCCUUUGAUGUCUGGGUUCCUCUUGUUAUCCACGAUCAUGGAGCAUGAUGCGUCCAAGAACAUCCCUGUUAUAAUGAUGUCUUCACACGACUCAAUAAGCAUGGUUUUCAAAUGCAUGCUAAAGGGUGCAGCAGAUUUUCUUGUUAAGCCAAUAAGAAAGAAUGAAUUAAGGAACUUGUGGCAGCACGUUUGGAGAAAACAACUCGCAAACGGUGGGUCUGAUGUGCACCACAUACAACAAGAAGAUAAUCUUGCAGAAAGAAUCGAACAGAAGACUGGCAUGACAAAAGCUGAUAAUUUGAACAGAGAUGGGCCCCGUAAAAAUAGAGAAUGCAGUGAACAAGAAAGUGAUGCUCAAAGUUCUUGCACAAGGUCAGAGCCGGAGGCUGAAAGUAAGCAAACUAACAACAUUUUGGAGUAUAAGCAAUCUACUGAAAGACAUUUGUCUAUUCCUAGCCACAAGAAUGUUGAGCUAAAUGGACAGACCAAAAUACGAACAGCUAAGGGUAAUAACUUGAUUCCAACAAGAGAAGGUGAUUUAUCGCCAAAGAAAAGAACAUGUUUGAAUGACAAUAAUUCUGAGAGAGCUUCCAAAGAUAUGGAGCUAGUCCACAUUAUGGACAAUCAGCAGAAGCAUAGCAUACAGAGGGAGGUGGAUACUAUGAGAACAACAUCUAGGGGAAAUGAUGAUGAGAAGGGCUCCAUCCCAGCACACCAGUUGGAACUUUCUCUUAGAAGAACUGACUACGGAAAAUUGGAGAACCACGAGAAAAAUGAUAGAAGAACACUGAACCAUUCAACUUCGUCUGCAUUUUCCUUGUAUAAUUGCAGGGCUGUGUCCACCUUAGGAAAUGCUGGUGAUGGUCAAUUAUGCAGCACCUCAGAAACACUAGUGGAUGUUGACAAUAAAAAUGGAGAUUCGGCAGCUCCCUCUCAAGACAUGACUGAAACAAAUCGUCCUCCUAUUAGAGUCGUACCAUUUCCUGUCCCUGUUCAAGGUCUCACAUUUGAUGGGCAGCCAUUCUGGAAUGGUACACCGAUGGCAUCCCUAUUCUACCCACAGUCAGCUCCUCCCAUUUGGAAUAGCAAAACAUCCAUGUGGCACGAAUCAACCCCACAAGCAACCUCACUGCCCCAAAAAUCGCAACAGAAUGAGCCAAAUGAAAUGGGUGCUAAACCAGUUGAAAAUGCAGAGGAACCAUUUGUCAUAGGUCCUCCCAGUGCCAGUGGGAAGCAGCUGCAUGUUGAAAUUCCUAAAGAUGAUCCACGGCAUAUUUCUCCUAUGACUGGUGAAAGUGGAAUUAGUACCGUGCUAGACAGCACCAGAAAUACUCUGAGCAGCAGUGGCUGUGAUAGCAUUUCCAACCAGAUCACUGCCCCUACUAAAUCAUCCAAUGUAUAUAAGGGUGUUCCUGAAACCCCAAGCGCCGAAGGUUCACGACACUUGAGCCAGCGUGAGGCUGCACUGAACAAGUUCCGGCUAAAGAGGAAGGAUAGGUGCUUUGAGAAGAAGGUUCGAUACCAGAGCCGGAAAUUACUUGCAGAGCAGCGUCCACGGGUCAAGGGCCAGUUUGUUCGUCAAGAUCAUAGCAUCCAAGGAAGCUAA
This is a messenger RNA of Miscanthus lutarioriparius, 1887 nucleotides long. Lineage: Eukaryota; Viridiplantae; Streptophyta; Magnoliopsida; Poales; Poaceae. The record is from the annotation of a GenBank genome assembly.